CCUCCUACCCGUGAGUAGAAGGCUUGCUUUGAACAAACAAGGUAGAGCACUAGAGCACAAUACUGCUUCUAGGCCCUCUCUCCUCCACCCUCCCGAUGGCCACCGCCGCCGCGGCCGCUCGCCGCCUAUUCCGUCCGUCCUUCCCCUCCUCCGUAUCAAAUACCAGCCGGCUCCUCUCCUCCACCGCUUCCCCAUCACCUCACCGCAGCCCCAAUACUAAUUCACCCGUCGCCUUCGACUGGUCCGACGACGAUGCCGACAACCACACGACACCUCUACCGCCGUCCACGGCAAAGAUCUCCGAGCUGCCUCCCCCCUACGACCCCUUUAGCAAGAAGCCCACCCUCGCCGAUCCGUCGGACCCCACCAACCUACAGGAGAUCUUCCACCGGAUGCGCACCGAGGGCCUCACCGACUACGCCAUCAAGAUGUUCGACGGAUUGUCCAAGGACGGGCUCACCCACGAGGCUCUCGCGCUCUUCGCUGUCAUCAAGGACAAGGGCGCCAUGCCCGACGUCGUCGCCCAUACCGCCGUUCUCGAGGCCUACGUCAACGCCGGCCCCGCGCACUGGCGCGACGCCGUGCGCACCUACGACCGCAUGCUCGCGUCGGGCGUCAAGCCCAACGCAUACACGCUGGCCGUGCUCGUCAGGGGGCUCUCGGCCAGCGACCGGUGCUCAGAGGCCGGGAGGUACCUGGUGGAGAUGCUGGACCGAGGGAUGCGGCCGAAUGUGGCGACGUAUAUCGCCGCGUUCGAGGCGUACGUGAGGGCGGAGAAGGUGGAGGAGGGGAAAGUGCUGCUGGAGACGAUGAAGGGAAAGGGCUUCGUGGCAGACGAGGAGGCGGUGCGCAGUGGCACAGUAAAGCGCGGGCAUUUGUUCAGGGGCGUCAUGAACUUACUCUUUGGCAAUUGAUUGUGGUGCUGUCAUUGCUGCUCAGCAUGAGGACACACUGGAUUGCUUAGUUUCCUCUGCACGGGAGUGUUGGUUUCCUUAGCUACUUCCAAAAGGGAUUCUUGUGGGCAUCAUAUGCCGCCACGCGCAAUUCAAAGUUCGUGUGUCCACAUGGUGAGUCCAUGUGGCCAUCCCAAACAGCAAAACUGGUUUUUAGCUUCUUUUUUUCCCAUGUAGGCAUAACCAGGAAUUAUGGGCAACAAAAGGUGAAAAAUAAUCUGUUUUAAGGAACGUGGGGAGUUAUUCAACCAAAUCAAACUUUAGGUGGUUAAUUGGACUCUGGAAUACUACAAGGGAGUAAAGUGGACUAUAACCUUAGGAAAAUCUAAAAUUAUAAACUACGAAUACUUGGCAAUUCUAAUUUAACUUUCAUAAUUGCCUGUCUAAACCUAAGCUAUGAGGUGGUCAAUUUUUUUCUAGUACUGGGAAAAUAUUGAGAUUAUGCACGACCUGAGGUUUGUAAACAGUAUAUACUAGGUAAAGGUAAUUUUGCUUUUGAUUGGCAAUUCUAUUGCAUAUUUACUAAAAUGUAUUGUUCUCUUGUACUCAAUAUAUGGCCAAAACCGUAGUGUAGUUUUGGUACAUUCUGUGUUCUGGUUUCCCAUGUAGAAUUAGGCCUCCAACAAUGCCAACUCAGCUGUCUAUUAGCAUGUACAUGACAUUGUGUGUAUGUGGAGGAAAGAGAAAGGGGGGAAACAUCCAAGCUAUCUGUUAUUUCCCUGCUAGUCUCGCUCAGAAAACGAGGGCACAAGAGUCAACUUAAUCAUCUGCUACUAACUCUUUUCCGACUCUUCACUAUCUUCUAUACACAUGCUCCAUCUUGUAUACACAUGCAGUCAUUAAUUAAAAGCAAAAGGAGACAAUGUUGGAGACAGUCCAUUGGAGAAAUUAGCUUUAAUGGUAUAUCUUAGAUGACAUGUAUUGUCUAGAGCUAGAACUAUGUCUAACUGUUCACCAAAUAGAUUCUAGGCAAAUGCGAAUCCACCCUUUGGUCCUUGUGAGAAGGCAAGCAUGGAUUGUUAUGAAGGUUUUUGGCCCAUACCUUUGAAAUAAGCUUGCCAUUUUCUUCA
This is a messenger RNA of Setaria italica (foxtail millet), 2023 nucleotides long. RefSeq names its product pentatricopeptide repeat-containing protein At4g38150. Bases 96 to 914 code for a protein of 272 amino acids. Gene Ontology annotation, molecular function: protein binding. The transcript is spliced from 2 exons. The record is from RefSeq and is a predicted model, not a curated record. NCBI's taxonomy places the organism in Eukaryota, Viridiplantae, Streptophyta, Magnoliopsida, Poales, Poaceae.